CUUGUGGAAAGUUCAGUUACAGAAGUUUGUUUCUUGUGCAGACAUUACAGAAAUACUUAGAUUUGUGUGUCUGUUUAUCAUUCUUCUGGUUUGUAUCUCUUGCAAGCAGUAGCUGCUUCACUUCCUGAAUAGUGCACUGCAUCAUGAAAUUGGAGGUACCAGAAAGUUUUGAAGAUGUUGCUGUUGAAUUUUCAAGGGAGGAGUGGGAGAUGCUGAGUGAAAAGGAGAAGAAGCUACACCAGGAAGUGAUGGUGCAGAACUUCGAUCACAUGAUAGAUGUCGGGUACAACAUCCCAGUGGACCACCUCUGGUCACUUAUUUUGAAAGAUAAGAUGCUUUCAUCUGGUAUCGGUGACAGAGGAAGGAAUUUACAGCAAAAUCAGCUUCCUGGUGACAGAAUUAGCAGGUUCCUACAUACAGUUAUUAACACAAAUCAACAGGGAUGCAGAUUUCUCUGAGAUCCAGAGUCUUCAGUCAUCUCACGAGAAACCCCAGGAUACUGAAUUUAACAAAGCUAUCUCAGAUAAGAUGUCAAUCACAACGGAAAAUGCAGUGCAUUCUGAAACCAGACAUAACUGUAAGGAAAGUGAUGAUGGAUUUAUUAAAAAAAACAAACAAACGCAUCUACAAACUCCCAUAGAAAUGGCAUGUAGUCAGCUUAAUCACAACAGUAUAAUAUUCAAUAUUAAUGAUUUAACUAAUCAAUUAAGUCACAGUGAGAAAAUACAAAAUAAUACAAUGGCAUUACAUGAACGGAUAUCUAAUAAAAAUAAGCUUUAUAAAUGUGUCACAUGUGGCAAGAGUUUUACGGAUAGAAAGACUAUAACAGUACAUAUGAUAAUUCAUACUAGUCAGAAGCCCUACAAAUGUACCAUGUGUAACAAGAGGUUUACACAGAGGAGUAAUAUGAUAUCUCAUCAAAGGAUCCACAGUGGACAGAAGCCCUACCAAUGCAGUGUGUGCGGCAAGAGGUUUACACAGAGGAGUAAUAUGAUAUCUCAUCAAAGUACCCACAGUGGACAGAAGCCCUACCAGUGCAGUGUGUGUGACAAGAGAUUUGCAUGGAAAAGGACUAUGGUACAUCAUCAGCAUAUCCACACAGGACACAAACCUACAAAUGUACCAUUUGUGAUAAGAGUUUUGCACAUAGGAGUAAUAUGAUAUCUCAUCAAAGGACCCACAGUGAACAGAAGCCCUACAAAUGCAGUGUAUGUGACAAGAGGUUUACACAGAGGACUUCUAUAAUAUCUCAUCAAAGUACCCACAGUGGAGAGAAGCCCUAUCAAUGCGGUGUAUGUGACAAGAGGUUUGCAUGGAAAAGGACUAUGGUACUUCAUCAGUAUAUUCACACAGGACACAACCCUACAAAUGCACCAUGUGUGAUAAGAGUUUUGCACAGAAGAGUCAGCUGGUAAGUCAUCAGAGUACCCACACAGGGCAGAAAAAACUACAAAUGUGCCACAUGUGGUAAGGGUUUUACGAAGAGGAGUAGUAUGUAUAGGCAUCAGAAUACCCACAGGGGGCAGAAACCCUAUAUGUGCACCAUGUGUGGCAAGACUUUUACACGGAAGGAUUACAUGCUAAAACACCAACAUAUGCACACUAGAGAGAAGCCCUACAAAUGUACCAUAUGUGACAAGAGUUUUGUACGGAAGAGUCAGAUGGUAAGUCAUCAGAGUACCCACACUGGACAGAAAAACUAUAAAUGCGCCAUAUGUGGUAAGAGUUUUAGGGACAAGAGUAAUAUGUACAGGCAUCAGAAUGCCCACACAGGCAAAAACCCUAUAAGUGCACUUUGUGUGACAAGACUUUUAGACAGAAGGGUAACAUGGUAAAACACCAACUUAUACACACUGGAGAGAGUCCCUAUAAAUGCACCCUUUGUGACAAGAGUUUUGUACAGAAGAAUCAGAUGGUAAGUCAUCAGCGUACCCACACUGAACAUAAAAACUACAAAUGUGCCACAUGUGGUAAAAGUUUUAGGCAGAAGGGCAGUAUGUAUAGGCAUCAGAAUACACACACGGGGAAGAAGCCCUAUAAGUGUACCACGUGUGACAAGAGUUUUACACAGAAGUCCAGUAUGAAACGCCAUCAGCAUAUCCACACCGGCCAGAAACCCUAUAAAUGUGCUAUGUGUUACAAGACUUUCAGCCAGGCAUGUACUUUGAAAAGACAUCAGAGGAUCCACCAUGGACAAAAAAAGUAAAUUCUAAUACAGUGGGUAUGAGUUGGAAUGAAGACUGUUACUCAGGUAAAGUUAAGAAAGGGUCCCAACUGAAAAAUACAAGGCGCACUCACUGUGUACAAGAUCUGGUUAAACGUAUUAAAAUCCAUGCACCGUUAUUUAAUGGUGAGAAUAAAAUUAUCAUAGGUGCACUUUGAAAUUACUGACACCAGUCUGGAUAACAGUGGGGCAACAGUCUCUUACUUAAAAAAAGUGAACCUGUAUAUCACCCUAAGAAAUAUUAUUCAAUAAAUUGUCUUCCAACAACAACAACAUAUAAACUAUAUGCAGGAAUUGAUGCAGGCCAAGUAUAUAGUCGUCUAGAUAAAAUUAGAUCAUGACAUUAGAACAGAAGAGGAGGAAAAGAGAUCCCUGUUGAACUAAGGAUCAUCUUUAGUUAAACAAAGCCAUAAUAGAGACUUGUAAAAAGAACAGACAUCUCAGUAUGGCAUGGAUAGACUACAAAAAAAGCAUUUAAUGGUAUUCCUCACUCAUGGGUUAUAGAAUACUUACAAAUCUACAAGAGUCACUACACAGUUAUAAGUUACAUUGCAAUUACUAUAAAAAAGUGGCAAACCACUUUGAAAUUGAACCGUAAAAAUGGGAGAAAUUGCUCUCUAAGGUGUAAAAAUCUGUUAAGCUGUUUACUUAGCUUAGGUUAUGGAUUCAGUCUGACUGCAAGAAAAUCUUCUUGUCAAAAGACAUGUCCCCUGCCUUUUGUGGAUUAUCUAAGAAUGAAUUGCUCAUAUGACAAGUUCAGCCACAAGUCAUUACAAUGUUUAAAGAUGUAAUAAGAAUGUAAUUAUGUAUCAACAAAUAUGCUAAAGCAACAUUUAUAGCAGGAAAUGUGAAUAAACCAGAAAAUAUAAACCUUGUGAAAGAAUGAGGUAUAAAAAAUUGCACAAGAGAGAAUAUAUAGAUAUGUAGGAACAGAUGAAGGGGCAGCAGUACAGCAUGAACAGAUGUGAACAAAGCUUAGUAAGAAAUAUUUUAGAAGAUUGAAACUUAUACUAUAAACUUCUUUGAUAUCUAGGUAUAAGCUUCAAGCUCUAAAUCAACCUGCAUUCCCUGCACUAACUUACAGCUUUGAUAUGAUGAACUGGGCUCUGAAAAAGCGCUAAAUAUGUAUGAUAGGAAAACAAGAAAACUGCUUUAUACUCAUCAAAUGAUAUGCAAGAACUAUUGUUUGGUAUGAAUAUAUAUCCCUUGGUCUGGAUGAGGCAUGGGGUCUCUCUAAAAUUUGCCUCGUGUAUAGAUUGUUGUUUGAGGAUUGCAUAUAAAUUCAUUAACAUCAUCUGAGCCAGACUUAUUAAAAUGUCUAUACCAUGAAGAAAACAAGUCUAAGAUGACAUAUUUGCUCUAGUUAGUAAAUGCUGUUAAGAAAAGUGAGGAUAUCAAAUGAGAAAUGGACAAAUCAGGUCAAAGUAAAAAGUGUUAAAAAAAGGAAGAAUAUAAAGAAUGUGAUCAGGAAAAAAGGAGAAAAUAGAAAACCCGGACUUAUAGUGGAAUAAAUAGAAAACCCAGACUUAUAGUGGAAUUUACUUACAGAAAACUACUGGGACAGAGGCACAGGGAACUAAUCUAAGGGGGCGGCAAAAGCCAACACAUUCUGGCUAGGCCUACCUAUGGAACAAACACAAAGGCAAGGCAAAUUCAAACCAGAAGAUUAAAUGUUAAUAAGGCAGGUCAACUUAAUUGACUAUAUAGUCAGUGUUACACAAAAUACAUAAAAAGGAUAGGCUAUACAGACAAAGGUUUUGCAGUACAUAAAUGAAACAGUUGCUCAUCUUGUUGCAAGUUCUGUGAUACACUUGUUUGUGUCUUUUGGCUUUUCUUGGUUAGGGGUCUCCACAGUGGAACUCCAGUCCGCUAAUA
Messenger RNA from Protopterus annectens (West African lungfish), 4099 nucleotides. RefSeq names its product zinc finger protein 300-like. The transcript is spliced from 5 exons. The record is from RefSeq and is a predicted model, not a curated record. Gene Ontology annotation, molecular function: RNA polymerase II cis-regulatory region sequence-specific DNA binding; DNA-binding transcription repressor activity, RNA polymerase II-specific. Gene Ontology annotation, biological process: negative regulation of transcription by RNA polymerase II. Bases 144 to 458 code for a protein of 104 amino acids. NCBI's taxonomy places the organism in Eukaryota, Metazoa, Chordata, Ceratodontiformes, Protopteridae.